This is a messenger RNA of Anguilla rostrata (American eel), 3711 nucleotides long. Its product is annotated as homeobox protein Hox-B3a-like. Gene Ontology annotation, biological process: embryonic skeletal system morphogenesis; anterior/posterior pattern specification; regulation of transcription by RNA polymerase II. Gene Ontology annotation, cellular component: nucleus. Lineage: Eukaryota; Metazoa; Chordata; Actinopteri; Anguilliformes; Anguillidae. Gene Ontology annotation, molecular function: RNA polymerase II cis-regulatory region sequence-specific DNA binding; DNA-binding transcription factor activity, RNA polymerase II-specific. Bases 1088 to 2323 code for a protein of 411 amino acids. The transcript is spliced from 4 exons. The record is from RefSeq and is a predicted model, not a curated record.
UUACCGCGGCAAUUUUGGGAAUAUGAAAUUAUAAUUUUGAUACUUGUGACGAUAUCCAAAUUGCAGGUUUAGUCAUGCGCAUGGCAGCGGUUAUGCCCAAGUGGCGAGUUUUAUUGUAAUCCAGAGCGAUCUUUAGUUGAAGAACGGUUUGCGUGGGUGUAAACCAGCCCCGUGCUCCAUAUUCUUCAGGGAGAACAGCUGAACCCGCGUUAUCACUGCAGACUUGUAGUCAGAGACCGCGCAUCUCUCCUUCUCUUCCCCAGAACUCCCGUAGUGUUGUAGCUCGUCAUCCGCAAAAUUAGAUUGAAAAGACAUAACCAGACUUUGCAUUCAGAAACAAAUGUUGUAUUUGCCCUCCCGUUCCGUCAGGAUACCACUCCUUUGAUCUUGUUUCGAUUUAACCCAGUGGAAUUCAGCGAUGAAGCCUGAUAGAAGCAUACCUUCGAAGGGAUUAGCAGCAACUAUAGACAAUUAGGCAUUUUGGGUGGUGCCUGAAGGAAAAAGGAAAAAUGGCGAGAGAGCGAACAUGUUCAGAAAACCUAGAAACUUUUUCCCUUUUUUUGAGAACUCAUCUCAUGAGGAAAGUGCUUCAUUUCAGAAUUGGCUUUAAAAUGAGCGAAGGCUGACGUAUGUGGGUCACGUGAGCGCAUUAUUCGUGCAUUAUUUUGGCAUUUGGAUGGAAAGGGCCUUGUCGUCUCGCGGCUGUGUUUCACCCAGUCACAAACUCCGCUAUUAACAACUGGCUGGUAAUAACACAACAAAUGGGAUGAGGUCGGGGUUUCUUACACCGCUGACCAAAGAAGAUCCUUUGCGAUUUAUUUGAACGCCUGGGAAAACAGGGCCGGGAUGAAUUCAGAUAAAUACAAUAUAUAUGGAGCGAAUGAAAAAAUACUUUCGUUGAUUGAUCAUUAAUCUGUCCCGUCAUCCCAUCAAGACGCCUUACUCUUGUAUAAAAUAUUUCGGUGAAACAGGACAAAAUAGCGGUCAGCGUCCAAGAGGCCGUUGGAAAGAGUCACGUGACCUCUGGUGCCAAUGUUCUUCCAGAAGGUCGUCAGGACCCUGGUAGCCGGUGAAACUAUUUUCGGAAAUGCAGAAAACGACCUAUUACGACAACUCUACGCUUUUUGGAGGUUACUCAUACCAAGGCACCAACGGGUUUGGCUAUGAUGUACCACAACCGGCCUACCAGUCUUCCGCACACCUGGAGAACGACUACCAGAGGUCCGCGUGUUCACUACAGUCCGUUGGAAACGGCACCCAGCAGCAAUCAGCAAAAACGAAGGAGCUCAAUGGGAGCUGUAUGCGCACCAGUCUGCCGCCUGAACACCACCAAGCCCCCCCAGUUUCUCCUCCCCAGAAUCCCUCAAACAGUACUAACAGCAAUUCAGCGCAACAUUCGAGCAGCAGCGGCGGCGGCGGCACAGUGAAAACAGCUUCCACCAAGACGUCCAGUCUUCCCCCUAACCCUACUCUCACCAAACAGAUAUUUCCGUGGAUGAAAGAAUCAAGGCAGAACUCGAAACAGAAAAACAGCUCGCCAAGCACAAGCACAGCUAAUGCGGAGAGCUGCAGCGGCGAGAAAAGCCCCCCGGGUUCUGCGGCAUCCAAAAGAGCGCGAACAGCAUACACGAGUGCGCAGCUGGUGGAGCUAGAGAAGGAGUUCCACUUCAAUCGUUACCUGUGCAGGCCUCGACGCGUGGAGAUGGCCAACUUGCUCAACCUAAGUGAACGACAGAUCAAAAUUUGGUUCCAGAACCGGAGAAUGAAGUACAAAAAAGAUCAAAAGUUAAAGGGAAUGGGUUCCCCCUCGGGUGGACCCUCACCCACUGGAAGUCCUCCCCUUCCGAUGCAGUCAUCAGCUGGUUUUAUGAACUCCAUGCAUCCAAUGACUGGAAACUAUGACGCCCCAUCUCCGCCAUCUUUUAAUAAGCCUCAUCAAAACGCCUAUUCCAUGUCAACAGCCUACUCAAACCCCAUGAAAACCUGCCCCGCGCAACAGAAGUAUGCCAACACGGCACCAGAAUAUGACCCUCAUGGUCUACAGGGUAAUGGUGGUAGCUAUGGAACUCCCAAUAUCCAAAGUAGCCCCGUAUAUGUUGGAGGGAACUAUGUGGAUUCCAUGCCCACUUCGGGUCCGUCUCUGUACGGCCUUAAUCACCUGCCACACCACCAGUCUAAUAGCAUGGACUACAAUGGUGCUGCACAGAUGCCAACCAGCCAACAUCACGGACCAUGUGACCCUCACCCGACAUACACAGAUCUGUCAGUGCACCAUCCUACUCAGGGUAGAAUCCAGGAAGCGCCCAAAUUAACACAUCUGUAGCAGGUUUGGAAAUUAAAUGAAACUAAUACAUGGGGCGCUGCAAUGGGACUAAAAAAAAUAAUCCAGUGGUUUCUUGUCGCUUUUUAAAAUGUAUAUUUUGAUGCUGCAGUACGAUUGUUACAAGCGUGACAUCCUUAUUUACAUUAACUUUUCUUAAUUUCUUACGAAAGUCCACCCUUAAUUUACGACUGGAAAACGUGCGUAUAGUGUAGAAUUUACCUUUGUGUUGUCCAUCCAUUCUAAGAUUAUUUGAAAAUAGAAUACAUUGAAUUUAGCCUCUGCAUAAUUUCACAGCAUGUGCAACAACUUCAGAGAAUAUUCAUACUGAAAAUAGCCCAGAAUACUACGAUAUAAUGUGAAAAACAUUCAUCUUGCCACAAGACAACCACUGGAUUAUUGUAUUUUACCUUCCUUGUUCAUAGUACCUCUUUACUUAAACCCAUCACCUUAACUAACCUAACUGUCACUUGAUAAUUUAACUCAUUUCAGCAACCAUACGAAUGGUGAGAUGGCACGUGUUCUUACAUUUCAGAGCGCCUUUCCUUCCCAAUUUAGACAGUGGGAUUGGUAUAUGCGCAAAACAAUAACGUAUAAAAAUUGGGAAGUAUUCGUAAAAUAUUUUUGUCUUAAGCACAAUGUGUAAAACCUGAAAACUUGGAUUAGCCGUCACCCCACUGCCCCCUGCUUUGAAGCUCCUUAUUUCGAUCUGUUCACAUGGCAAUAUUAAUGUUAAAGCCCGUAUCUUCUCUUUUCUGGACUUGACGUGAAAACAGGGUAUAUUUGAACAAAAUGUAUGUCCGAGAAAUUAAGCUGAAGUGACAAGGUAUAGAAAUUCACUAAUGUUUUUUUUCCUCUGGACAUCAUUGUUGCACUUAAGAGUUUACAUUUUAAUGGGUUCAAAUAUUUUGAAACGGAAGACCUCCAAUCAGCUCAAUCCUGGGCGCCUUCCUGUAUGCGUGUUCAAUUGAACAUUCAUCCAUAAAUACAUAUAUAUAUAUAUAUAUAUGCAUAUAUAUAUUUAUUUGUUAUAGCCAAUAUUUUUUUCUUUUUUGGUAUUAUUUAUCUUCCCCAAUAUUAUGUAUUUAUAUCAAAAUGUACUUUUUUAGUAUUUACCUGUUAUAAAAGACGUGUUCUUGUCAUUGUAAUCAAAUUUAAUUUAGUUAUUGUAUUCUAGAUAUUAGUAGUUUUAUGUUGCCCUUGUACAUAAAUAAUGUAUUGAGUUACAUGGGAGGCAUGAGGAUGGGAUCAGACUGACUGUUACUGCAUAGUCGAGAAUUAGGUAAACCCCUUUUUGAGAAUCUUUGUUCUUCGUAGUUACUUUUUUCCUUGCUAAGAGUUGUCUGUUGAACAAUUCUUUAAUAAAAAUACUGGUAUUCAGUUUCAUCUUA